AUGCGUGGGCUUCUGAGCCUCACGUUCUACCUUACCACGAGCGAAGCGGCCAACAAAACCGCCUGCGAUCUCAUCCGCAAGAAGAUCGACCAGAUUUUCAAGAAUCCCAAGAAGGCUCAGAAACUGAACCCAACCACACUUUACGCACGCUGGCCGCUCUGCGAUUCCGGGUACUAUGAGACCUUCAAUCGCGAGAAUGUGGACAUUGUGGACCUCAAGGCAACUCCUUUCUUUAAAUUCACGGCCGCUGGCCCCAAAACUGCUGACGGCGUUAACCACGAACUCGAUCCUGUGAUCUGCGCUACUGGAUUUGAUGCCGUGGACGCAGCUACUCCCGACUGGCCUCGUACCUACCUGGGCUGCGCCAUGGCCGACUUUCCCAACUUGUUCAUGGUGAACGGCCCCAGAACAGUCUUCGCAAAUAUACCCCCAUCCAUCGAAUGGCAUGUGGAAUUCAUUACCGAUAUCAUCGCCCAUGCCGAAGCGCGACGAAACUAG
This is a messenger RNA of Penicillium subrubescens, 498 nucleotides long. RefSeq lists its product as uncharacterized. The coding region runs from base 1 to 498 and encodes 165 amino acids. The transcript is spliced from 3 exons. NCBI's taxonomy places the organism in Eukaryota, Fungi, Ascomycota, Eurotiomycetes, Eurotiales, Aspergillaceae. The record is from RefSeq and is a predicted model, not a curated record.